UUCAGUUCUCCUUCUUCUUCCUGUCAUUAACGUGCGCCGCGAAAGACGCAAAUAAUUUAUUUUUUUAACCAAUUUACAGUAAAAGGAAAAUUGAAAUUUGCAGUUAUGUUGUUUAAACUGAAGGCUAGUGGUGCCUUGGAAAAAGGAUCUGUUUUAGCCGUGCGCAGCUUAGUCAGGAGAAUGUGGCCCAGUCUGUCUAUAUGCUCUAUCAUUGUUGUCGUUCAAAGUUUAGCAAGCUUUGCUGAUGUCUGUCAUGAAAAUCAUUUAUUUAUAUUUGAUCGAUUAAACAAUUAUAUUAUAUGUAGUGAGGAUUUGUCUACCUUUAGGGUGUCCUGCGUGUCUAUCUGUAGUUAACCCUGAACUGUAAUGUUCGUGAGUAAGGAGGAGACGCUUUUUGCCUUUCUUUCAAAAGUUUGAAAUUAAAUCCCGACAUUUCGUCACGAACAACAAGCCUUGCUCAAACAUCAUAGAAUCAUCAUAGACUAACGCAACAGUGUUGCUUUACAGUCAGGUUCGUAUUUCAUGCGUGGGUCAGUCAAGAUGGUGGAUAGUGGGCAGGUUUCGGCAAGUCAAAAGAGACAUCAACUUCGACUCGGGAAAAUCAUGGUAAUCCUACCCUAGAGAAUUUUCGGAAUGUUGGAACGCAGCCUCGUAGUUUCAAGAUUGUAAGGAUUAUGAGUCGAUUGAAUGUCAACUGGCCGCGGCAGCAAGCGACAAAUAUUAAGCUGGUAGAACGUUUUGCGAGGAGUGUUCUUGUAUCCUCAAGCUUGUUUCUCCUCCUUGUGUUGGUUCUGGUGACUCUACCAAAGAUUGAGAGUGCACAAUACGAAAUGGAAUUCUGCAAUGUCACGGCAACAAAAUUAAUCACAGAUCCCGACAAACGACUUCAGUGCCAUUGCCCUGGACGAAAUAGCUACACAAAAUGCAUAAUUUAUUAUCCUUGUCUACAGAUUUAUGUUUCAUACAACAACGCAUCCUUACGUGAGGCUCUAGUUGUGAAAGAUCGACGACGAAUCACCGAUGAAUGUUCGUACAAACUCAGAGACUACGACUGCGGAACCACGGAUGACGUUUACAGACAUGUCAAAAGCUUUAGCGAAAGAUGGGGCUCGAGAAACUCGUCUUACGAAUGUUAUCACAAUUCAAGGAAUCCCGCUCGAGUGAUUUUAACAAACACGGCACCGAGUACAAUCUUGGCAGCAACGUUGACCUUACUCCCCUCUAUCGGAGUAGUCGUUGGUUUGUCGAUGAAAUGUUUCAAAGAACAAAUAAGUUUAGUAAUGCUACGAAAAUUAAGACUGGGAGUGAAUGAAGAUUUUGUUUCUGUAGCUACUGCUAGCGAUGAUGAAGGCUCAGGAUAGUAAAACUGCGUGAUGCAAUGUUAGACAUUCAGUCAAACAUUUAGAACGGAUUUUGUAAAUACAGAAGAAUGAUCUGUAUCGAUGUAAUGGUUUUGUAUAUAUACUGCAUAUAGAAAACGGAAAGAAUAAAUGUUCUAUUAUUAUUCCUGCA
Messenger RNA from Orbicella faveolata, 1512 nucleotides. RefSeq lists its product as uncharacterized. Gene Ontology annotation, molecular function: calcium-activated potassium channel activity; potassium channel regulator activity. Gene Ontology annotation, biological process: detection of calcium ion; potassium ion transport. Gene Ontology annotation, cellular component: voltage-gated potassium channel complex; membrane. The record is from RefSeq and is a predicted model, not a curated record. Lineage: Eukaryota; Metazoa; Cnidaria; Anthozoa; Scleractinia; Merulinidae.